AACCGGCCGACUCCAGCGCCCACGGAACCCGCUGGACACUAGCGCCGAGGUGCGAGGUCUGCAGCGCGAGGGUCCAAGCCACAGCACUACGAGGUUCUCGAACGGCAAACACCCCGGGCCCAGCAGAGGAGGGUGCCCAGCUGGGUGGGGGGGAAGGGGUGUGGGCGCAACGGGAGAGGGACUGCAGGCAGGUCCCUCGGAUCUCCCGGGAAGUCGGGCACAGGACGAGGAAGGCCACACUGCUCGCCGAGCCCCGAGGGAAGCGCCCGGCUCCACGCCCUCGGGUGGGGACUCCUCGGCCCCAGCACCAGGCCGUCCGGCAGGCAGAACCGCCGACCGAAGCCGGACCCUGGGAAUUCGGCCCGGCUCGGCUCUUACCAUGCGACUGACAACAAGGCCGGUUGCUCCACGUCGAAGCCCCUCAAGUGGCCUGGCCUAAUACUGGAGUGAGACCCUGGCCCUAGGCUGGGGUUCUUUCCACAUAGAGGAGACGGAUUCAGAGGGGCUACAGACCAAGAUUGUUGAAAACCAGACAUAUGAUGAGCGUCUAGAGAUUAACGACUCUGAAGAGGUUGCAAGUAUUCAUACUCCAACCCCAGGACACAAGGGACUUCUUCAUCCCGCCCGUCUUCCUACCAAGACUAUGGCUGACAGUAGCAACAAUGAGUAUGGAGAGGAAAACAACAAGGAGAAGAAGAAGGCCUCGCAGCUGACACCUCAGCGGGGCUUCAGUGAAAAUGAUGAUGAUGAUGAUGAUGACUCAUCUGAGACGGAUUCUGAUGAAGAUGAUGAUGAUGAAGAGCACGGGGCCCCUCUGGAAGGGGCCUAUGAUCCUACAGAUUAUGAGCAUUUGCCAGUUUCAGCUGAGAUUAAGGAACUCUUCCAGUAUAUCAGCAGGUACACACCUCAGUUGAUUGACCUGGACCACAAACUGAAACCUUUCAUUCCUGAUUUUAUCCCUGCUGUUGGGGAUAUUGACGCAUUUUUAAAGGUCCCACGUCCUGAUGGAAAGCCUGACAACCUUGGCCUGUUGGUAUUGGAUGAGCCUUCUACAAAGCAGUCGGACCCCACCGUGCUCUCACUGUGGUUAACUGAGAAUUCCAAACAGCACAACAUCACGCAACAUAUGAAAGUAAAGAGCCUAGAAGAUGCAGAGAAGAAUCCCAAAGCCAUUGACACAUGGAUCGAGAGCAUCUCGGAGUUACACCGUUCUAAGCCCCCUGCGACUGUGCACUACACCAGGCCCAUGCCUGAUAUUGACACACUGAUGCAGGAAUGGUCCCCAGAGUUUGAAGAGCUUUUGGGCAAGGUGAGCCUGCCCACAGCAGAGAUUGACUGCAGCCUGGCGGAGUACAUUGACAUGAUCUGUGCCAUCCUAGACAUCCCUAUCUACAAGAGUCGGAUUCAGUCCCUGCACCUGCUCUUCUCCCUCUACUCGGAAUUCAAGAACUCACAGCAUUUUAAAGCUCUAGCUGAAGGCAAGAAAGCAUUCACCCCUCCAUCCAACUCCGCUUCCCAAGCUGGAGAUGCAGAGACAUUAACCUUCAGCUGAGACACCCCCCCGCCCCCGGGUCUCUCUGCUCCCAGGCUGAGCUGCCGCCUCUGCCCUGGCUGCGGCGACACAGUCAUCAGCCACGUGGCGACCGCGCCUGCACCACAGCCUGACUCGGACGUGGACAUCCUGCUGCCCUCUCUGCCAGAAAGUACUGCGUGUGUUCCUUAAAUGGCUUCUGCCUGUCUCCGCUUUUCCUCCCGUGGGAAUUAUGCACCUACACCACUGUGGGGACUUGAGUUAGAAGAACAGAAGGACUGGAACGUCUGGGAUUCCAGGGUGCUCAGGUUGGGAGGAAAGCUUCAAAGAUGUUCUUUUUGAGACAGCGAUGGAGUUCUUUUCUUUCAUUCUUAACGUUAUUGGCAAAGAUUUUGCAAAUAAAAUGCUCUAUCUUC
This is a messenger RNA of Zalophus californianus (California sea lion), 1947 nucleotides long. It is a transcript of the gene IFT46, whose product is annotated as intraflagellar transport 46. Gene Ontology annotation, cellular component: motile cilium; centrosome; intraciliary transport particle B. NCBI's taxonomy places the organism in Eukaryota, Metazoa, Chordata, Mammalia, Carnivora, Otariidae. The transcript is spliced from 13 exons. The coding region runs from base 644 to 1552 and encodes 302 amino acids. Gene Ontology annotation, biological process: cilium assembly; intraciliary transport. The record is from RefSeq and is a predicted model, not a curated record.